AGACAGAGCUGAUCUGGGGCAUCAAGGAUGAGCUGAGGAAGGUCUGCUCCACUAAUGACCUGAAAGAGCUGCUGAUUGCCAACAAGCAGGAAGUUCCUUCGGGGGAGAAUGCCAUUUUGGACCGAGUAGCAGAUGGGAUGGCGUUUGGAGCUCUGCUUCCCUGCAAGGAGUGUAAGGGGCAGUUUGUGUUCAAGAGUGACGCGUAUUACUGUUCAGGGGAUAUUACUGCCUGGACUAAGUGUGUUGCUAAAACACAGACUCCCAGCAGGAAAGACUGGGUAAUCCCAAAGGAGUUUCGGGAAAUUCCUUACCUGAAGAAAUUCAAGUGUAAGAAGCAGGACAGAGUAUUCCCUCCAGAUGCUGCGACUGCGAACUCUGUGCCUCCUCCCUCCGCGUCUGCUCCUUUGACAGAGACUGUGUCCGCACCCAAGGACAAACCACUGACUAACAUGAAGAUUCUGGUUCUCGGAAAGCUGUCAAAGAACAAGGAGGAGAUGAAGAGCACCGUGGAGGACCUGGGAGGAAAGAUGACAACAUCAGCUAACAAGGCCAACCUGUGCAUCAGCACACAGAAGGAUGUGGAGAAAAUGAGCAAGAAAAUGGAAGAAGUGAAGGAGGCCAAAGUCCGUGUGGUCUCAGAGGAGUUUCUUCAGGAUGUGAAAUCCUCCAGCAAGGACUUUCAAGAGCUUGUGUCUCUCCAUAUGCUUUCACCAUGGGGUGCAGAGGUGAAAAUGGAGCAUGAGGAAAUGGCUGUGGAUGGGAAGUGCAGCAAGGCCCCGAGUAUGAAAAGCGCUGGGAAAGUCAAAGAAGAACAAGGACCUAGCAAAUCUGAAAAGAAAAUGAAGCUAACAGUUAAGGGUGGAGCAGCAGUAGAUCCUGAUUCUGGUUUGGAGGAUUCUGCUCAUGUCUUUGAAAAAGGUGGAAAGAUUUUCAGUGCAACCCUGGGCCUAGUAGAUAUUGUGAAAGGAACAAAUUCCUAUUAUAAACUGCAGCUGCUGGAGGAUGACAGAGAGAACAGAUACUGGGUGUUCAGAUCCUGGGGUCGCGUGGGUACUGUAAUCGGGAGUAACAAGCUGGAGCAGAUGCCUUCAAAAGAAGAUGCCGUUGAACACUUCCUGAAUUUGUAUGAAGAGAAAACUGGCAAUUCUUGGCAUUCAAAGAACUUCACUAAAUAUCCCAAAAAAUUCUACCCGCUGGAAAUAGACUAUGGACAGGAUGAAGAAGCUGUCAGGAAACUGACAGUAGGUGCUGGGACGAAGUCAAAACUUGCUAAGCCAAUCCAAGACCUUAUUAAGAUGAUCUUUGAUGUGGAAAGCAUGAAGAAAGCCAUGGUGGAAUUUGAGAUUGACCUGCAGAAGAUGCCAUUGGGAAAACUGAGCAAGCGACAGAUCCAGAGUGCAUACUUUCAGCAGGUGAGCAUGGAAGAGAUGUUAGAAGAAGAGGAGAAUUCAAAUGCGGUUUCUGACAGUGGUUCAGAAUCCCAGAUCUUGGACCUCUCCAACCGGUUCUAUACCCUGAUUCCUCAUGACUUUGGGAUGAAGAAACCACCUCUCCUAAACAACCUGGAAUACAUUCAGGCUAAAGUGCAGAUGUUGGACAACUUGCUUGAUAUUGAGGUUGCUUACAGCCUUCUCAGAGGUGGAAAUGAAGAUGGAGAUAAAGACCCAAUUGACAUCAACUAUGAAAAACUUCGAACUGAUAUUAAGGUUGUUGACAAAGAUUCAGAAGAAGCCAAGAUUAUUAAACAAUAUGUGAAAAACACACAUGCUGCUACUCACAACGCAUAUGAUCUCAAAGUCGUGGAUAUCUUCAGGAUUGAGCGUGAAGGCGAGAGUCAGCGUUACAAACCAUUUAAGCAGCUUCAUAAUCGCCAGCUGCUGUGGCACGGUUCCCGCACCACCAACUUCGCCGGUAUCCUCUCGCAGGGUCUCCGGAUUGCUCCCCCCGAAGCUCCUGUGACUGGCUACAUGUUUGGGAAGGGCAUCUAUUUUGCAGACAUGGUAUCCAAGAGUGCCAACUACUGUCACACAUCUCAAGCUGAUCCCAUAGGCUUAAUACUACUGGGUGAAGUUGCCCUUGGAAAUAUGUAUGAACUAAAGAAUGCUUCUCACAUAACAAAAUUGCCCAAGGGAAAACACAGUGUGAAAGGCUUGGGCAAAACUGCGCCUGACCCCACAGCCACCACCACCCUUGGUGGUGUGGAGGUUCCCUUGGGGAACGGGAUCUCAACAGGAAUUAAUGAUACCUGUCUUCUGUAUAAUGAGUAUAUUGUGUAUGAUGUUGCUCAGGUAAAUCUGAAGUACCUGCUGAAACUGAAAUUCAACUAUAAGACGUCACUCUGGUGAACAGUAUUUAGAAGCCCCGUUAGAGUUAUACUGUAGUUUCACUAUAGCGCUGACUUCUGACAUGCUUAAGCAUUGACUUCUCUUACCAAGGUAUCAAGAGCUAAACUGCAGAAGAGGUUACUAAAUCCUAAUUAGUACAACACUUAGUGAAAGUUUUAUAUAAACGUGUGGCAAUAUAUGGACCUGAAUUCUGAUGAGAACGAAUACCUGUUUUUGUUUUAUACCACUUCUAAUUUGGGGGCUUUCAAGUGCUUCUUUUAAUUGACCAAACUGGCAAAAAAAACCCCCAACACUGAAAAUCAAGCAUGUAUUUUUAGCGAGACAGACUUGGGCAAUAGCAAAAGGAACUUGAGGAUGUUUGCGGUAUUUGCUCUGUUAGGGUUCCCUCAUGUUCAAGAUACCCUUUCAAAGUUCUCGUUUCAAUAAACAAUAAAUGUGCAUUUAUUUUGAGGUAAAAAAUAAAAGCUAAUUUCAUACUAACAGCUUUAUGUUUCAAAAUUUCCCAAUUGUUUUGGUUUUGAGUCACGAUUUAAAUGUAUUUAGUAGAAUGUUCUUAGACAUGAUAUCUCUCUCUGAAGAUAAAUGCCAAAUAUUGAAAUCUGUAGUCACGUUUCAGAAAGUCAUGGUGAAAUGAAAAUUUGGACUUUACACUGAGAUAUCUGUCAACAGUUGGUGUGGUAAACAUAGAAAAUGAUCUUGUGGCUGUUUGAAUUUAAUAUUAGCCCCAAUAAACCUCCUUUAAAUAUCUACCUUCAA
This is a messenger RNA of Apaloderma vittatum (bar-tailed trogon), 3101 nucleotides long. RefSeq names its product poly (ADP-ribose) polymerase 1 (gene PARP1). Lineage: Eukaryota; Metazoa; Chordata; Aves; Trogoniformes; Trogonidae. The transcript is spliced from 18 exons. Gene Ontology annotation, molecular function: NAD+ poly-ADP-ribosyltransferase activity; zinc ion binding. The record is from RefSeq and is a predicted model, not a curated record. Bases 138 to 2345 code for a protein of 735 amino acids.